ACCCGGUGGGGCAGAACAACUUGUCCUCCUUAUUCAAAACUUGUAUAUGACGGUGUGGCUGGUGGACAAUUUUAUUCUCAUACUGGUGGCGGAAGUAAUCUCUUGUGUCUACCCAACGAUCCCAUUUGGGCCAAUUAUACUACAGAAGUUGAAGAAGGUGGUUACAUUUAUGGUAGUGAAUAUGAACUAACUUUUUACCCAACUAAUAAACUCUUUUCUUUUGCUAACGCUGAAUCAAUUCAUGAGCACAACGUUCCGUGCGCUGUCUGUUUGACACGACAACCUGCUGUUGUUAUGAUGUUACCAGCCAGGACAAAGUGUUACGCUGGUUGGACAGCUGAGUAUUCGGGAUAUUUGAUGACCGAGUAUUAUAAGCAUAAGGGCAGACAUGAGUAUGUGUGUGUGGACUACGAACCAGAAGCUGAUCCAGCAGGUUACAGAAACGAAAAUGGAGCUCUAUUAUAUUUCGUUCAGGCUGCUUGUGGUUCAUUGCCAUGUCCACCGUAUGUCAAUGGUUGUUCCCUUCUUGAUCUGCUUUGGUGUCCUGAGACCGUCAAUUAUGUGCUCCCACCCCACGCACCCCAUAUUUAG
Messenger RNA from Octopus sinensis (East Asian common octopus), 591 nucleotides. RefSeq names its product short-chain collagen C4-like. The annotation marks the transcript as partial. The record is from RefSeq and is a predicted model, not a curated record. Lineage: Eukaryota; Metazoa; Mollusca; Cephalopoda; Octopoda; Octopodidae. The transcript has 3 exons.